Messenger RNA from Sphaeramia orbicularis (orbiculate cardinalfish), 2885 nucleotides. RefSeq names its product serine/threonine-protein kinase 38-like. Gene Ontology annotation, biological process: protein phosphorylation. Gene Ontology annotation, molecular function: ATP binding; protein serine/threonine kinase activity. Lineage: Eukaryota; Metazoa; Chordata; Actinopteri; Kurtiformes; Apogonidae. The coding region runs from base 353 to 1744 and encodes 463 amino acids. The transcript is spliced from 14 exons. The record is from RefSeq and is a predicted model, not a curated record.
CGUCAGAUCAGACCGAUGGUCCCAGGAAGCAACGCUGCUCAUAUCAUUUUUAGCGAUAAAGACAGGGCAAACGGUAAAUUUCGAGGUUAGAGGAGCAACUUAAUACUGUAAAAAUAUUUGUAAAUAAUCCCGGCGUAUCUGGGUUUCAACCACAGCGGACUUUUGUAAUGAUAUUGCAUUAAUAUGAGCGAUGUUUACUGUGCAGUGUGAUAGGGUGCUGUAAAGGUAGCCUCCAACUGCCUAAAUAUUGGGCAGAAAAAAAACGCAAAAAAUACAAUAUUCUUUUUUUUCACCUGGUCGUGGGCUGGCGCCGAGCCAAUAAUCGACUCUGGAGCAGGACACGGAGGAUAGUAUGGCCAUGACGGGAGGGACUGCAGCUGCCCUUCCCAUGAGCAACCACACCCGAGAGAGGGUGACUGUGGCCAAGCUGACACUAGAAAAUUUCUACAGCACUCUGCUCACCCAGCAUGAGGAGCGAGAGACGAGGCAAAAGAAGCUGGAGAAGGCCAUGGAAGAGGAGGGUUUGCCAGAUGAGGAGAAAGUAAUGCGCCGCUCCCAGCAUGCUCGUAAAGAGACUGAGUUUUUGAGGCUGAAGAGGACACGGCUGGGUUUGGAUGACUUUGAGUCCCUUAAAGUCAUCGGACGAGGUGCUUUUGGAGAGGUGCGUUUGGUUCAGAAAAAAGACACAGGACACAUUUAUGCCAUGAAGAUUUUAAGAAAAGCAGACAUGCUGGAGAAGGAACAGGUCGCUCAUAUCCGGGCAGAGAGAGAUAUUCUGGUGGAGGCGGAUGGUGCAUGGGUGGUCAAGAUGUUUUACAGCUUUCAGGACAAACGGAACCUCUACCUCAUCAUGGAGUUCCUGCCUGGAGGCGACAUGAUGACCCUGCUCAUGAAGAAGGACACUCUAUCUGAGGAAGCCACCCAGUUCUACAUCGCAGAGACAGUCUUGGCGAUCGACUCCAUCCACCAGCUGGGCUUCAUCCAUAGAGACAUCAAACCUGACAACCUGCUACUGGACUCCAGGGGACAUGUGAAGCUGUCAGAUUUUGGCCUGUGUACAGGACUGAAAAAGGCUCAUCGCACAGAAUUUUACAGAAACCUCACGCACAACCCGCCCAGUGACUUCUCCUUUCAGAAUAUGAACUCCAAGAGGAAAGCAGAGACCUGGAAGAAGAACCGAAGGCAGCUGGCUUAUUCCACUGUGGGAACUCCGGACUACAUUGCUCCAGAGGUCUUCAUGCAGACUGGAUACAACAAGCUGUGUGACUGGUGGUCUCUGGGGGUCAUCAUGUAUGAAAUGCUCAUUGGUUACCCACCGUUCUGCUCAGAGACGCCACAGGAGACGUACAGGAAGGUGAUGAACUGGAAGGAAACCCUGGUCUUUCCUCCUGAAGUCCCCAUCUCAGAGAGGGCCAAAGAUUUAAUAUUAAGGUACUGCACCGAUGCUGAGAACAGGAUCGGAGCUGUGAGCGUGGACGAAAUCAAAAGUCACCAGUUCUUUGAGUCUGUCGACUGGGAGCAUAUCAGAGAGCGGCCGGCAGCCAUCUCCAUUGAAAUCAAGAGUAUCGACGACACUUCCAACUUUGACGACUUCCCAGAGUCAGACAUCCUCCAGCCAGCUAAUGCAACAGAACCAGACUUCAAAUCGAAGGACUGGGUGUUCCUCAACUACACGUACAAACGCUUCGAGGGCUUGACUCAGCGAGGAACCAUCCCCACAUACAUGAAGGCAGGGAAGGCCUGACAUGAGAAAAUGUGGAGAAACAGACGUUUACGGACACAGGGUCGGGCCUUGGAGCCCCGCUGGUGCUGAAGGCUGCGGUGUCAGCCUCUCAGUCCAAAUUCAACUAUCAUCACAAGUUAUUUAGGUCUGCUCAGCCUCCGCAAGAACGCCAAGAGCUCGGAAAUUAAGGAGCAUUACCGCAUUACCUCGGUUGUUUAUAAUGUACAUGUGCCGUCUUUAGCCAUAGCUCUCAGGCAGGCUCACUAACUAGAACACUAAAUCAGCAUAUCUGCAUGUUCAGUGGCAUAUCGCUUCUGGAUUUUCACCGCCUGAAGGCAACAGUGUGAAUGAGGCUUAAAUACAAAUCAUCGCUUUGUCAUUCUCACUUCCAUAGUUGAACACUGGCAGUGAAAUUAGGUCUGAUGCACAGAGAACGUGUGAGACUAAAGAAGUGCUUGUUACUGUAGACAACAACAGGUACCCCUCACUUUGUUUGGUCAUGGAUUUAAAGGAAAGUUCCAGCAUAUUCCAGUUUUGGCUCACGUUACUCUGUAUUAAAGAAGUUCUAAAGCUGAUUUAGAGUUAGGUGUGAAAAUCCAUCUAUAGAAUCCUAUUCAACAAAAGCACUCUGCUUUUGCUUAUCUACAGGCUCAGCGAGGCUGUGGCUGCUUUAUAAAUAAAACACAAAUAUUUGUGGUGUAGGCCUGUCAGCAGACAUCGGUGAAAGCUCAGUCGGCAUCACUGAUGAUUAAGACGACAGCAGGAAUGUGUAGGUCUGUUGUAAUGCAGGGUUUUGUAUGUACGGUAAAUGCCACAGGUUGAUGGUAUCAGUUUGGUGUACAAGCUGUGACAGUGCAUUUAUGUCAAAACAAAAAAGACCAUCUGGCUAUGUUCAGACUGCAGGCAAAUGUGGCCCAAAUCCGAUUUUUUUUUUUUUGCCCAUAUAUGGCCUGUAUCCGAUCUGUUAAAGACCGUUUGAACAGCACAAAUCUGACCCAGGCCACUUUCAUAUGUGGACCUAAAUCUGAUACCCAUCUGAUAAUUUGCAAUGCGACUUCAAUCUAAACGGCUAGGUCGCAUUUAUCUGACCUUUAUGUUAUUGAAAUGCAAUAAAUGUCACAAUUCUGCAUCCUAGGAGUGUUACCUCCAUAAACACAGUGCA